AUGCCGGAUUAUUCUAAACCCUUUUCAAUUGCGUGCGAUGCAAGUGACGUUGCCAUCGGAGCUGUACUUACCCAAGAGUUGGACGACGGAGAACAUCCAAUAUGCUACUUCUCCCAAAAGUUGUCAGCAUCGGAGAGCAAGUAUUCGACCACAGAAAGGGAAUGUUUGGCGGUGAUAAGGUCCAUAGAAAAGUUUCGCGGCUACGUAGAAGGAGUUAGGUUCAUCGUGCAUUGCGAUCACGCUGCAUUGAACUAUUUAAAGUCGAUGAAGAAUCCGACGGCACUCCUUAGUCGCUGGAUACUCAGAUUGAAUGCAUUCGAUUUCGAGAUUCGCUACCGAAAGGGUACAAUUAACGUGGUUCCGGACGCCUUGUCGAGAGCAGUCGCCACAAUUACGCUCACCAAGGACGACACGAAGGACACCUGGUACAAAGAACUUGUAUUGCGGAUUACAAAAGAACAGGAUAAGUAUCCAGACUUCAGAACGAUCGACGGAGAGCUGUACAAGAACUGUCGAUGUCGCGACGAAACCGGAGUCACUACGCACACAUGGAAGAAGCGUAGCCCAGGAUUCAGCACACCGUCAGCUGAAAUAAACGAAGUGAAUCAGCUUGCUGAAGUAAGUGUGAGCGAGCAGUGCGCACAGCAAGACGCACGCCGGGAACGGAAGAAGAUGGCUCAAUCGAUAGCUGCCCUUACGCAAUGCAUGCGUACAUCCCAAGGUAAGAUCUAUCGAAUCCAACAGACUAUUCUAGCUUCACAAGGAGAUCGUACCAAGUUUAACAUACAUGCCAUCAAGUUAUAUGUUAAAACUGUAGAUGCCGCAUACGAUGAAUUCAAUGGAUUCCUGAAUCAGAUUUACAUCUCCGAUCCCUCUGCAAGAGACGAAUUCGAACCGAUGUUCCUUGAGUUCGAAGAACUAUACGAGUCUGUUAGUAUUGCGCUUUCCGAAAUAACUCAGUACCAUGAGGAUCAGAAACUCGCUGCUGUUGCAGCGCGCGAAGAGCAGAAACAAGCCAUUUGCCAACCUGGCGGCAGUGGCCAACAGAACCAAUUUCCUAUUCAGAUGGUUCCAUCCUUAUUGAUGCAGCAAGCUCCCUUACCGACGUUUGAUGGACAGUACGAAAACUGGUACAAGUUUAGAGAUCGAUUUAUUGACAUCGUAGAAAAAUGUACCAGAGAUUCCCCAGCCACGAAACUCCAUUAUCUGGACAAAGCUUUAGUAGGGAAAGCCAAGGGAUCCAUUGAUCAACAGACUCUGAACGACAACAACUAUGAAGGCGCAUGGAGAAUCUUGACCAAGAAAUAUGAGAACCUUCGAAUGGUGGUCCAAGGUCAUAUUACACAGUUGUUGUCGAUGAAGGCCAUGACGAAAGGAACGCAUGCUGAAUUGAGAGCGCUGAUAGAUCUCGUUGAAAAGCGCUUAGAAUCUCUAGAUUUCCAUGGCCUGAAAAUGGAAGAUGCCUUGUCUGAAGCCAUCCUAACGGCCCAUCGAUUGAAAAACCCGACUAUUAAGACGACUGCACCCGCAGUUGCAACCAAGGUGUAUGCAGCCACAGUCCAACAGGCGAACUGCUGUCCGAUCUGCAAGGAUGAUCACCUGAUCGAUGAUUGUGAUAUAUUUAAGAAGCUCAACGUUAACAGUCGGUACACCAAGGCAAGGCAAUUAGGAUUGUGCUUCGCAUGCUUGAGAAGAGGACAUCGGACCUUGUCCUGCAAGGUUGAUAAGAAGAAGCUGUGCGAAUGCAAGAAGAAGCACCAUCCAUUGAUGCACGCGGAGGAAAAACCUGAGGCAAUAGAGAGGGCGACGGGCAGGACUGCUGAGCAACCAGGGACGUCGAGGGAUUUGCCAGAAACCGUGGCAAAAUGUGAAACACCACUGUUACGUACCGGGGAAGUGAAGAAGCAGGUGCUGUUAGCAACAGCACUAGUCGACGUUGUUGAUUCAUCUGGAGUGGCGUUUAAGUGUCGUGCACUGAUGGAUUCCGGUGCGAUGGCCAACUUCGUGUCGGAGCGAUUGAGUGAUGUGCUGUGUCUACCCAAGAAGUGUGUUAACAUCCCGAUCGUGGGUGUGAACGGAUCGAAAUCGAUAGUGAAAUCCCGAAUUCAUGCCACCGUCAAAUCCAGCGAGACUGAUUGUACUUUCUCGCUUGACUUCCUUGUUGUUCCCCGAGUCACCGGUUCGCUGCCGUCGCGGAAGUUGGAUGUUUCCAACUGGCCGUUACCGAAGGAUAUCCGAUUGGCUGACCCCAAAUUCUUCGAACCCAAUCGCAUUGACAUGCUCAUCGGAUCCGAAAUGUUUUACGACUUGAUGGAGGCUGGCAAGAUCCGAAUGUCCGCCGAACUCCCGUUACUACAAGAAAGCCGACUUGGUUGGCUAGUUGCGGGACCAGUUCAUUCUUCUGAAGGUAUCGCCUGUGUUCGUGUCCACCAAGUAAUGCCAGUUGAACCUGCUGAUGAGCGUCUUGACGAGCUGAUGAAACGCUUCUGGUGCAUUGAAGAACAGUUCCCUGACGAAAAGGUUGACAACGAUUGCGAGCAACAUUUCCAGACGACCCAUGCUCGCAGAAAGGACGGACGGUACGUAGUUCAACUCCCGUUCCGUGUCGAUGCCGAAUUAUUAGGAGAAUCCAGAAACCAAGCGGUCAAACGAUUCAAGGCACUCGAGAAGAGAUUGGAGGCAUACCCCAAUACGAAGCAAAUGUACUCGGACUUCAUCAAGGAAUACAUCGAGCUUGGCCACGCAAGAUAUCUGAACGCGGAAGAAGCGAUUGAACACAACACCUACUACCUUCCGCACCACUGCGUGAUUAAACCCGACAGCUCGACAACCAAGCUGAGAGUGGUGUUUGACGCCUCAGCUAAGACGACAACGAACUAUUCCUUGAAUGACGUGUUGAUGAGCCCUCCAACUAUCCAGAGCUCCCUGUUUGAUAUUAUUCUGAAGUGGCGUUCGCACAAAUACGUUUACACUGCCGAUGUGCAACGCAUGUAUAGACAGGUGAUAGUUGAUGAUUCCCACACUAAGUACCAGCGAUGUGUGUGGAGAGAUGAUAAGACGCAGCCGAUCCGAGAUCUUGAAAUAGUCCGAGUUACCUAUGGCAUAGGUCCAGCAGGGUUCCUGGCAACAAGAGCGAUGGUCCAGUUAGCGAACGACGAACAACACCGAUAUCCCGCAGCCAGUGAGGUCGUGCGAAGAGCGUUUUACGUAGAUGAUGUACUCUCCGGAGGUGGUACCCUUGCUGAAACGAAAUUGCAGAUGAACGAAUUGACAGCGCUACUCCGAGAAGGCGGCUUCAAGCUCCAUAAGUUUUGCGCCAAUGAUCCUGCUUUGCUGAAAGACAUACCAUCCGGAGAUCAAGAGAAACAGUUGAACUUCGAAGACAACGACAUCAACGGAGUGAUAAAGACACUUGGUCUCCUCUGGGACCCAGUUCACGACGAUUUCCUGUUUCAAGUUCAGCCGAUGAAAAACGAAGACCCGCCGACCAAACGACAAGUACUUUCCGAGAUCGCUAGAUUGUUUGACCCACUCGGAGUACUUGGUCCAACUGUGGUACUCGCCAAAUUGGUUAUGCAGCGAUUGUGGCAGAAGCAGAUUGGUUGGGACGACCUCAUCCCCGAUGAAGACCACGAAAUGUGGAAGAAACUACGACUUGAAUUGUGCCAAAUCAACGAUAUGAGAAUCCCCAGGCGAACCACAAUAGACGACCCGAUAACCUUAGAAUUGCACGGUUUUUCGGAUGCCUCGAAGUACGCCUACGGCUGCUGCGUCUAUCUGCGAAGUGUAUCGGCUGCGGGAUCGGUCGAAGUAAGAUUGCUGUGCGGCAAAUCCAGAGUUGCGCCGCUCAAGGAGCUGAACCGAAAGGAGAAUGCGGAUACCACCGAGAUGACCAUACCAAGAUUGGAGCUGUGUGCAGCACUGCUGCUGUCCGAACAAGUUCAAAAAGUGCGCGAAACCUUAGAGAUAGGCAUUGAAAAUGUCAUCCUAAGGUCCGAUUCGAAAAUAGUGUUAGAUUGGCUAAACAGAGUAAAACCAGAACAAUCAUCCUUUGUGCAUAACCGAGUUAAGACAAUUCGAAAACUUACCGCGGGUAUGAAGUGGAUGCAUGUUGGAACUAAGGACAAUCCAGCGGACUUAGUGUCGCGUGGUGUUUACCCGAUCGAAUUAGUGAAUAGUGCAAUGUGGUGGGACGGUCCGAACUUUCUACAUGCGACCGAUUUAGUGUACGAGAGUGUUUUAAAUGAAGAAGAAGAGUUCGGACAGCAUCCAGUUGAAAUGGUCGCAGUUGCAGUUCGUGAGCGUAUCCUCUACGACGAGAUAGCCGAUUGCAGCAGAUUUCGCAAACUUGAACGUGUGUUCGGGUAUGUGACCCGAUUUAUCUACAACUGUAGAUCCAGGAAGAGAAAGGUUGAACGACGUAGCGGUAAGCUAGACAGCAUCGAUUACCGUGACUCACUGUUGACGAUGGUGAGGAUCACGCAACAUGUUUUUUACCGCGAAGAAAUCAAGACCCUGAGACGAAACUGCCCUGUGACAGGGAAGCUACGAAACUUGAACCCCUUUUACGACGAAGAAGAAGGUGUGCUUAGAGUUGGUGGAAGAAUCCGAAACGCAGACUUACCACGUGAUCAGAAACACCCCAUGAUAUUGCCAGAAAACAACCACUUUACAGACAUGCUGGUCGAAUCUAUUCAUCGAGAACAGUUGCACGUUGGAUUGAAUGGAUUGCUUGCCAAGAUCAGACAACAAUUUUGGCCGGUCAACGCAAAGCGCACCAUACAUCGUGUGAUUCGAAGGUGUAUCAAAUGUUUCCGUAUGAGGCCGAAGGAAAUGAAGCACUUCAUGGGAGACUUGCCGAAGUCCCGGGUUACCGAGACCAACCCCUUCACCCGCACUGGCGUGGAUUAUGCCGGUCCAUUUCUUCUGAAGCAGGGUCGAAUGAGGUCACCGAUUAAAUGCUAUGUGAGUGUAUUUGUCUGCAUGAGCACCAAGGCCAUCCACUUGGAGCUGGUUGGAUCGCUGUCAACUGAAUCGUUCUUGGGUGCCUUUCAUCGCUUCGUUGGACGUCGUGGGAAUGUUUCUGAGAUGUACUCAGACCAUGGCACAAACUUUCAAGGUGCCAAGCGGCAACUGGCAGAACUAGACGAAUUGUUUAAAUCGCAGAUGUUCGAAUGUAAGCUGGAGGAAUUCUGCCAGUCCCGAGGAAUACGAUGGAGUUUUAUAGCACCUAGAGCUCCACACCAAGGCGGCCUAUGGGAGGCCGGAGUAAAGAGUAUGAAAUCGCACUUGUGUAAGGUACUGAACGAAUCGUAUCUUACCUACGAAGAGAUGUACACCUUGCUAGUACAAAUAGAGGCUAUAUUGAAUUCGCGACCCCUGAUACCCCAGUCGGAUGAUCCGAUGGAUUACGUCGCAUUAAGUCCAGGGCAUUUUUUAAUCGGUCGUGAACUUACUGCUGUUGCCGAGCCAGUUUACUGUGACCUCAAGCAGUCGAAGUUAUCAAGAUAUCAGCAAAUCCAAGUUCGCAAGCAAUCCUUUUGGCGGCGCUGGUCAGCUGAAUAUAUAACCGAGUUGCAAAGGCGUGGUAAAUGGUGCGAUACUCCCACACAACUACGAGAAGGUUUACUGGUGGUAAUCAAGGAAGAUGGAGUGCCGCCCCAGCAGUGGAGAUUGGCUCGGAUUGUCUAG
Molecule: messenger RNA, 5691 nt
Organism: Uranotaenia lowii
Lineage: Eukaryota; Metazoa; Arthropoda; Insecta; Diptera; Culicidae
Exons: 3
Coding region: 1-5691 (1896 amino acids)
Biological process (GO): DNA integration
Molecular function (GO): nucleic acid binding
Source: RefSeq, a predicted model, not a curated record